CCCCACCACGAAGCCCCAUCCCCUUUUCGCGCCGCGGCCCUGAGGCCACGCCCCCUCCUCCGACUCCUCCCUCUCCGCCACGUCAUACGCAGCGCCCCGCCCCUUUCCUCGCCCUCACUUCCGCUUCCGCUCGCUCCGGUGCGGCGGGCCCGCCGGAACCAGCAGCCGCUGCGCCUCCUCCUCUCCAACCCCACGGUGUCCCGGUUCUCCUCACUCGGUGUCCCGGUUCCCCCCCUACUCGGUGUCCCGUUUCCCCCCCCCGCCCCGGUGCCUCCGGUGCCCCCGGGAUGUGGCACGAGGCCCGGAAGCACGAGCGCAAGCUGCGCGGGAUGAUGGUGGAUUACAAGAAACGGGCGGAACGGCGCCGCGAGUACUACGAGAAAAUCAAAAAGGACCCAGCGCAGUUUCUCCAGGUCCACGGUCGCGCCUGCAAAGUCCACCUGGAUUCGGCCGUCGCUCUGGCGGCCGAGAGCCCCGUUAAUAUGAUGCCCUGGCAAGGGGACACCAACAACAUGAUCGACCGAUUCGACGUACGGGCACAUCUGGAUCACAUCCCGCUCUACACACCCCCCCUGCUCAACCCCAUAUCCCCCGAGCAGGAGUCGGAUGAGAGGAAAUGCAACUACGAGCGGUACCGGGGGCUGGUGCAGAACGACUUCGCCGGCAUCUCGGAGGAGCAAUGUCUGUACCAGAUCUACAUCGACGAGCUCUACGGUGGCCUCCAAAAACCCAACGAGGACGAGAAGAAGAAGCUGGCGGAGAAGAAGGCGUCCAUCGGGUACACGUACGAGGACAGCACGGUGGCCGAGCUGGAGGGGGCGCCGGAGCCGCAGCCGCGCGGGGACGAGGACGACAGCGAGGAGGACAGCGAGGAGGACGAGGACGAGGUCAUCCCCGACAUCGACGUGGAGGUGGACGUGGACGAGCUGAACCAGGAGCAGGUCGCCGACCUCAACAAACAAGCCACCACCUACGGGAUGGCCGAGGGCGACUUCGUCAGGAUGUUGCGGAAGGACAAGGAGGAGGCGGAAGCCAUUAAGAACGCCAAAGCGCUGGAGGAGGAGAAAGCCAUGUACUCGGGCCGUCGCUCUCGCCGCCAGCGCAGGGAAUUCCGGGAGAAACGCCUGAAAGGGAGGAAGAUCAGCCCCCCCAGCUACGCGCGCAGGGACAGCCCCACGUACGACCCCUACAAACGCUCUCCCUCGGAGUCCAGCUCGGAAUCUCGCUCGCGGUCGCGGACGCCGUCGCCGGGUCACGAGGAGAAAAUCACCUUCAUCACCAGCUUCGGCGGCAGCGACGAGGAGGCGGCGGCGGCUUCGGCGGCGCAAACCGGCGGCGGCACCGCCAACCCCGGCAAAACCGCCGCCGCGCCGGGCCGGCAGCGCUCGGUGCCACCGGGCAGCGCGGGGCGGCGCGCCGCGUCCCGGCGCCGCUCUUCAUCCUCGUCUUCCUCCCCAUCCUCCUCCUCCUCGUCGUCCCGGUCCAGCUCCAGCUCCCGGUGUCGCCGCGGUUGCCGCCGGCCCGGCCGGUACCGGCGCUCGCGCUCCCGCCGCUCCGCUCCUGGUCCCGCUGUCGCCGCGAGGGGCGCCGGCGCUCGCCGCUCCUACAGCCCCGACCGGGGGGGGCACCGCUACGGCCCCCGGCGCCGCUCACGGUCCCGCUCCCGCUCCACCGACCGUUCCCGCCGGGGGGGUCCCCGCAGCAGCCCCCGCAGCAGCAGCACCCGCAGCAGCACCCGCAGCCGCUCGCCCUCCCCGGACCCGCCACCCGCAGCACCCGCCGUGGGGGACAAACUGAAAAAGGCUGAAUCUGCCGCUGGUAAAGAGACGGGAGCUGCCAAAGUCAGUAAGAAUUUAACCUGCCCUUUAAUUGGCAUCGCCGGGACACCGAGGUGCCCCCCAUUGUGUCCCCUUGUGUCCCCUCCCCCCGCCACUUUGUCACCCUGUGGAGCUUGGGGGGGGGGUUGGGUGGCCCUGGGUGUCACCUCCUGGGGUGGCCCCAUGGCCCCGGGGUUUGGCCCCAUGGGUGACUCAUGUGUCACUGUCACCAUAGGGACAACCGGACCCCAUAGGAGGUCACCCACGUGUCACUGUCACCAUAGGGACAGCUGGACCCUAUAGGGGGUCACAAGGGUGUCACUAUCACCAUAGGGACAGCCAGACCCCAUAGGGGGUGACCCACGUGUCACUGUCACCGCAGGACCCCAUUGGGGUCACCAACAUGUCACUGUCACCAUAGGGACAGCCAGACCCUAUAGGGGGUGACCUAUGUGUCACUGUCACCACAGGAUCCCAAUUGGGGUCACCAACAUGUCACUGUCACCAUAGGGACAGCCAGACCCUAUAGGGAGUCACAAGGGUGUCACUAUCACCGUAGGGACAGCCAGACCCCAUAGGGGGUGACCUAUGUGUCACUGUCACCGCAAGACCCCAUUGGGGUCACCAACAUGUCACUGUCACCAUAGGGACAGCCAGACCCCAUAGGGGGUGACCAAUGUGUCACUGUCACCACAGGAUCCCAUUGGGGUCACCAACAUGUCACUGUCACCAUAGGGACAGCCAGACCCCAUAGGGGGUGACCCACGUGUCACUGUCACCGCAGGACCCCAUUGGGGUCACCCCACAUGUCACUGUCACCAUAGGGACAGCCGGACCCUAUAGGGGGUCACAAGGGUGUCACUAUCACCAUAGGGACAGCCAGACCCCAUAGGGGGCGACCUAUGUGUCACUGUCACCGCAAGACCCCAUUGGGGUCACCAACAUGUCACUGUCACCAUAGGGACAGCCAGACCCUAUAGGGGGUGACCUAUGUGUCACUGUCACCACAGGAUCCCAUUGGGGUCACCAACAUGUCACUGUCACCAUAGGGGACAGCCAGACCCUAUAGGGGGUCACAAGGGUGUCACUAUCACCAUAGGGACAGCCAGACCCCAUAGGGGGUGACCUAUGUGUCACUGUCACCACAGGAUCCCAUUGGGGGUCACCAACAUGUCACUGUCACCAUAGGGACAGCCAGACCCUAUAGGGGGUCACCCACAUGUCACCAUCACCAGAGGACCCUAGAGGGGGUGACCCAUGUGUCACCAUCACCAUAGGGACAAUUGGACCCCAUAGGGGGUGACCCACGUGUCACUGUCACCAUAGGGACAAUUGGACCCCAUAGGCGGUGACCCAUGUGUCACUGUCACCAUAGGGACAAUUGGACCCCAUAGGGGGUGACCCAUGUGUCACUGUCACCAUAGUGACAAUUGGACCCCAUAGGGGGUGACCCACGUGUCACUGUCACCAUAGGGACAAUUGGACCCCAUAGGGGGUGACCCACGUGUCACUGUCACCAUAGGGACAAUCGGACCCCAUAGGGGGUGACCCACGUGUCACUGUCACCAUAGGGACAAUUGGACCCCAUAGGGGGUGACCCACGUGUCACUGUCACCGUAGGGACAAUCGGACCCCAUAGGGGGUGACCCACGUGUCACUGUCACCAUAGUGACAAUUGGACCCCAUAGGGGGUGACCCACGUGUCACUGUCACCAUAGGGACAAUUGGACCCCAUAGGGGGUGACCCCACAUGUCACUGUCACCAUAGUGACAAUUGGACCCCAUAGGGGGUGACCCACGUGUCACUGUCACCAUAGGGACAAUUGGACCCCAUAGGGGGUGACCCACGUGUCACUGUCACCAUAGGGACAAUCGGACCCCAUAGGGGGUGACCCACGUGUCACUGUCACCAUAGGGACAAUUGGACCCCAUAGGGGGUGACCCACGUGUCACUGUCACCAUAGGGACAAUCGGACCCCAUAGGGGGGUGACCCACGUGUCACCGUCACCAUAGGGACAAUUGGACCCCAUAGGGGGUGACCCACGUGUCACUGUCACCAUAGGGACAAUUGGACCCCAUAGGGGGUGACCCAUGUGUCACCGUCACCAUAGGGACAAUUAGACCCCAUAGGGGGUGACCCACGUGUCACUGUCACCAUAGGGACAAUUGGACCCCAUAGGGGAUGACCCACGUGUCACUGUCACCAUAGGGACAAUUGGACCCCAUAGGGGAUGACCCACGUGUCACUGUCACCAUAGGGACAAUUGGACCCCAUAGGGGGUGACCCACGUGUCGCUGUCACCGCAGGGACAGCCAGACCCCUGGGGGGGUUGCAGAGGUGUCAUUGUCACCGCGGGGUGGUGGGGGGAGCCCGGGGAGCUGCACCGUGUCCCCGUGUCCCCCCCGUGUCACACGCCGUCCCCCCCGUUCCCUUUGCAGCCCAAACUGACCCCCCAGGAGAAGCUGAAGCUGAGGAUG
Columba livia (rock pigeon) is the source of this 4296-nucleotide messenger RNA. It is a transcript of the gene CLASRP, whose product is annotated as CLK4 associating serine/arginine rich protein. NCBI's taxonomy places the organism in Eukaryota, Metazoa, Chordata, Aves, Columbiformes, Columbidae. The record is from RefSeq and is a predicted model, not a curated record.